This is a messenger RNA of Chelmon rostratus (copperband butterflyfish), 2631 nucleotides long. Its product is annotated as zinc finger protein 771-like. NCBI's taxonomy places the organism in Eukaryota, Metazoa, Chordata, Actinopteri, Chaetodontiformes, Chaetodontidae. The transcript has 2 exons. The record is from RefSeq and is a predicted model, not a curated record. Bases 75 to 1367 code for a protein of 430 amino acids.
AAGAAGAAGAAGAGGAAGAAGAGGUAGAAGAAGAAGAAAAACACAACUCUUUCCCGGUUGUCGGUCACCUCAAAAUGUCUACAAUGAAUUUACUGAGAGCAUACGUCAGUCAGCGACUGACUGUGGCUGCUGAAGAGAUCAUCGAGAUGUUUGAGAGAACAAUAACGGAGUACGAGGAGGAACUCGGUCGCCAACGCGGGCUGCUCGGAGCUGAGCAGCUGCCUGCUAGCAAGAAAACAUUUAACCACCAAAGAGGUGUGUCUCAGGAGUUUCCGUCUCUGACUGUCAAUGCAAAGGUUCCCCCUGAAUCGUCGGACUGCCCCAGCCUGGACUGGGAGGCCCCAGUGACCUGCAUUAAAAAGGAACCGGAGGAAGUCUGGGCCAGACAGGGGCUUCAAGUGCAAGAGGGGGCUGACUUCACAGAGUUCCAGUUCCCUCUUGUCUCUGUGAAGAGUGAAGAUGAUGAAGAGAAUCUUCAGUCCUCAGUGCUUCAUCAAAGACAAACUGUGGAGCACAGAGAAGCAGAUCCUCCAGCUGCCAGUCCCGCUCAGCAGACAGAAGCUGGGGUUGCCGGAGUAAACUGUGGAGGAUCAGAACCAACCUUUGACUUAGAUGUAGCUGGUUUUUUAAAAGCGACCAGCGAUGGUCAGUUUUUUCUUUCACAGUGUUUUAACACUGAUACUGAAGCUUUAGAUGAUGACUGGAACCAAAUGAUUGAAUCUAAGCCAUUUUCAGACACACUGAAAGACUUUAAACCCGUGUCUAAUAAGAGAUCUCAUAAUCAGAAAAGCCUUUAUAAAUGCCCAGUGUGUAGGAAAACAUUUAAGCAAAACACAGCUCUGCAGAGACACAUCACCUGUCAUACCGGGGAGAGGCCGUUUGACUGUACUGUGUGUGGAAAGACAUUUAGGCAAAAAGGAAGUUUGCAGAUACACAUGAGAAGACACACUGGAGAGAAACCUUUUAAUUGCUUACUGUGUGGUAAAAACUUCACCCAGAGCGGAACAUUAGCUGCUCACAUGAGAAUUCAUACUGGAGAGAAGCCUUUUAGCUGCUCAGUAUGUAAGAAAAGGUGCAAUGAAAGAGGGACACUGGCUAGACACAUGAGAGUCCACACUGGAGAAAAACCAUUUUCCUGCUCACUUUGUGGGAAAAGAUUUAGUGAAAAAGGAAAUCUUAAUAAACACAACAGAAUUCACACGGGAGAGAAACCAUUCACUUGCACUGUAUGUGACAAAAAAUUUAGUUUGCUGUCACACCACAAAAAACACAAGUGUCCCGGUAAGAAGAGCAGUGAAUCUGUAGAGCAGGCGCUUCAGCUCAAGUGUCAGAAAGUGACAGUGCAGUUAACCAGACACACAUUGUAAGUCAGUCAGGAAGAAGCUCUAAUCAGUGUUAGCUCUUUCCAGUUUUCCCUGUAGACCCAGUGGUUGCUAAGCAGAUUAGCGUCUUUUUUGAUUCAGAACUUUUACAUUGAAGAGUAAAUAAUCUUUGCAAUAAAAUGUAUCUUAUCAACUUCAUUGGGAGAAUCUAAAAACUGAAAUUGAUCAGUGAGAUUGAGGCACCCCCAGAGAAGAAGGUUUCAUUUGAACCAAAUGUCUUCAACAUUACUUUGCUGAAGUUGAAUCCAGGUAUUUUGCAAACUGGCACCAGGAACCAAAAUGGAACAUGCCAUUGUAAUCCAACUCCAAUGGUCUUGUUUGUCAUUGUACCCAGAGUCUGUUUAAUUUCUGUGUCCAGUUCACAGAUAAGUCAAGCAUACCUUUGCACAAAGACUGGGGGGCAGGGGAAAAUAGCCACAGCAUGACCAAAGAUUCCACUUCCAUCAACACUAAAAACUCUUAGAUACAGUAUGUAGAUGUGUUGAAAGCUUCUAACCAUCCUUGAUUAUCAACCAUCAAUUACUUCAUGGCAGACUGAACUAUUUUCCAUGUGGACUGAUGAAAACCAGUGUUAAGAUAUUGUGGACGGCCAAUGAGAAUAAACACUCAUGAGCUUAGUGAUGAUUAGGUGACACUUCUGUUUAUAAAACAAGCUUUUUGUGAAACCUGCAUGAAAAGUUUUGUUCUGGGUUGAGGUUUGUCUGUGACUGUUAGAGAGCUUAUGAUUGAUGGUUUCCACCCUGGGUGUUUGAAAUGGAGGGCAGAAUGAUGCAGAGCAGUGCAACUUGUAUCUGUUGUGUUGAAACCUUGUCUUGUUGGUAAAAUCUCAGUCUUGACAUGUUGGCUGUCAUGAGUUUAGUGUUCGGCGCCUGCUUUGCAGACUACACUGUAGUGUAGGCUAGCUGGGCACCAGAUGUGAGUAAUUUGCAUGUCAUAUUCAUAUCUAAGGUGUAAUCUAGAAAAACUGUAUUACUGUAUUACUAUUGACUAUUUAUACAAAUGAAAAAUAUAGAUCCGAAAAAGCAGGAACCACAAUCACAUGUGAAAACAGAGAAGUUGAGUGGGACACAAACACCCCCCAACCCACACUGCUCAGAGAGCUGGAACAAGCAGCUAAACUGUUCAUGUAUUUGGCAUCUUCACUUGGAUCAGGAUUUUUAAUGUUGGUUAGGAGGUUACCUCAUUGUAACAUGUUGCAAGUUUUCAUGAGUUACAUUUUUCUGUGUGAUCAAAUAAACACUGCUAACAA